CCCCGAGAGGAGACGGAACAACAACACACCAAAACAAAAGCUGCAGGAACAAAAACACUCCUGAGAGAAACACCAGAGACUCACCUGGACACCUGAGUUCUGAGGAGAAACCAACAUGAGCCACGUCGACGUGAAGAACCUGAAGCCCACCAGCUUCGAGGACGAAUAUUACGACGAGUAUGAAUAUUACAACCUGACAGACAAAUACACAGAGGGCUCGGCCCGGAAAGGCAGAACCAAGAAGGAGGCCAGUGAGAACACCAACAGACCCAACCCCGGAGGACACGAGCGGAAGAUUGUGGAAAAACUUCACAACACCGAGAAGAAAGCCAAGGAGUGAACCCUGAGGGCAUCUCGGACGGAUCAUCCGGACACUGACCUCGGCCUCCUUUGGCGACAGAUCGAGGAGCGACUUUCAGCUCCGACGGCGAGUUUGAACCCGACGAGGCCCAAACAUCCAGCUGCUGCAGCGUCGCCACGGUGACCUGCAGGCCUGAUGCCUCACCUGUGUGGAGAGCACCUGUCCGACCAGGACGGUGCACCUGAGACUGGGCUGGAGGCAGCCUCUCUGGUUUUAUGUGGAUUCUUACUAAUAAAAUGUUUUUAAAUAA
This is a messenger RNA of Stegastes partitus (bicolor damselfish), 611 nucleotides long. It is a transcript of the gene nupr1b, whose product is annotated as nuclear protein 1b. The transcript is spliced from 3 exons. Gene Ontology annotation, biological process: negative regulation of cell cycle; regulation of transcription by RNA polymerase II; negative regulation of cell population proliferation. NCBI's taxonomy places the organism in Eukaryota, Metazoa, Chordata, Actinopteri, Pomacentridae. Gene Ontology annotation, cellular component: nucleus. Bases 116 to 340 code for a protein of 74 amino acids. The record is from RefSeq and is a predicted model, not a curated record.